GUCAGGAAAAAGUUUUCAGAAAAAAAAAAAAAACAAUAGUGAGGGAGAGCUGCUCAGUUAUGGUUGCUCGACUUUGGCAACCGUAACACGUAGAUGUUAUGAGGAAUUUAGUUGUGUUUGGGUUACAAGUGCGAAAUUUCCGGACAUAAACAAUAACAUGCAGGGGCUCCAUACCUGAUAAAGACCUCAUAAGCUAGUCAGUGAAGUCAUAGCUUUCUAAUAUCAUAGAAAGCUUCUGACAGCCCACUUGGAACUGCAGCUAUUCGGCAAUACUGCAAAAACGGCAUGUUUGACAUGGCUUCCCUUCUCCCCGGCGUGAGCUCGCUACACGUUUGGCCCUUAGGCUGAUGAGCCCGGAGUUUGUGAACCUGUAAGGCAAACACUGAACAACUGGAACGAGCGCCAAAUUAUCCAAACAAAGCAGAAAUAUGUGUCCUCCUCCUUUUUUUUUUUUUUUACUGCCCCCCCACUGGCUGCAGACGGCCGGCGUGUUCCUGCUAAGAUCAACAGUGCUGCCGCUGGCCGGCUCGCAGAGGGACGGGGGGUUAAACGGUGUGUGAUAGCAAGGCAAGGCCAGGCGCUCUCCAGCCGCCGCCGAGGAAUGCGAGCGAGGAAUUUACGGCACCUACCGGAGAUGCUUCUGCUCCAUGUGGUUUUCAGCUCUGAAAGCUCUAAAACUCAACCUGCCCAUUCAUAGUGUUGAGUUAUGAACUUGGAAAAGACAUUUGUCUUUAAGUGUGUCGAAGAGCGCUGCUUGAAUUUCAGCCAUAAUUUAAAGGAGACCCCACUUAGAAAAAUAAUUACAGUGCCUUGCAGAAGUAUUCACACCCCUUUUGACUCCCCCCUCCUCUCUACACACAUUACUGCAUUACAAAGAAAACUAUAAAGUAUUUUUUUUUCUUUAUUUUAUGUUAUAGGUCAAAUCUUAAUUGGGUAUUAUUUCAAAGUGGAAGGAUUUUAAAGUGUAAUGAAAACUAUACAUCCUUAGUUUUUUUUUUUUUUUACAGAUACAAAUCAGUAAAGUUUUACUUUUAUUCUGCUAAAUAAAAUAUAAUGUUACAAAUACUUACUUCUAGCAGGACAGAUAUACAGCAAGAGACACAACUGAGUUGUUUAGAUCAGAACAGAUGAAUGGCCUAGUUAAAGUGUAGCACUAAAUCAAACUGAGUAAGACUUUUACAUUAGUGUCCAAGGUCACUUUGCAUCCAAUAUACUUGAGCUUGAGCUGAUUUACAAAUAGGAACCUGUAGGGCUGGACACAAUCAAUAACAAUAUUUAUAGCGAGAGAAUCGAUAAUACGUCAUUAUAGAAUAUUGAAUAUAUAAAGAAUAUUCACUGAGCUCCGAUCCAGAAUUGAACAGCAUUCUGGGGGAUGUAGGCAGAGCUGGUCAACCUCUCACAGCAAUCAACUAACUUGCUCAUUCUUUGGUUACCUAGCAACAACUUGCUGAUUAACUUGCACAGCAGCAGUUUCGGGUUUCCUUUCCUCAUAACUGCUAAAAAAUAAUUAACAAUGGCGUGGAGAGAAAGCUGGAUCAAACAGGUACGCCACCAGUUUGGCAGUAUUUCGGAUAUUUAAAAUUAAAAACUAAUCAGUAAUUAUCAAUAUCGACUGACAUAAAAUGCUUAUAUCGCGAUAUGUUUUUCCAGCACUAGGAAUAGGUAAAAAAACAACAACUUUAGUUUUGAAAUAAAUUUCACAAGAGGCCGUAUGUUAUAAACACUAUGGGAAACACAUUAAAAUGCACGGAAUCAUUCUACGUGUCUGGAUGAAGAUGUGUCGAAGAUGUAUCUAUCAUUUAUCGUGAAUUGUUUAUGAGUACAUUUGCGAUCCUAAUUGAAUGUAUCUACAAGCAGAAUGCGGUUCCUCUCUGAACAGCUGGUUUUUACUGAAAUCCAUACCGAAGUCCCCUCAGCCUCUCCUCCAGAAAAACAGCGGGAUUUCCUGCCUGACAUGAGCCGUCGUUUUGUGGUUUUUAGCAACCAUGUUAUUACGCUCGUAAAUUUCCAGAAUCCCCUGAUAAAACAUGGAUUAUUAUUUGCUGACACCAUUCUUAGUGAUGCCACAGGAUCCGCAAGAAUCGCGCGGCUCAUGCUGAAAAUAUGAAGCCACGCUUAAGCAGCUUCGCACAGACUGACAGAAUCACUUUCUAGUAAAUCUAAUGACUGGGUUUGCUGAUAUUCUUUGGAGUGGACCCAUUUUUCACAUCCAGAGGUACUGCUGCAGGACUCUCUCUGCGAGACAGGACUUCUGCAAGGAAAGGCUUGCAGAGUGUUGCAGCGAGGCGAUUGGCUGGCGUGAAGACCAAUAGUCUGCAGAGCUGAGUGUUAUUUGAACUCUCCUCAGACAGAACAGUAAAACCAGACAUCAUCAUCUGACUUUUCUAAAAUUAUUCCCUGGUAAGGUUCAGUUUUUAUUUGCUCCUGAGACUCCAAAAAUAACAAACAAAAAAAAGGAGCAGAAGCAUUUAUAUAUAUAUUUUUUUCUUUGUCUAUAAAGAAUGAGGAUCUACCGUUUGUGGACGUCUUUGGGAGUCUGUUGAUGCACCUGUUGACAGAGGAGAAACCCUGCGUGUUUAAGAAUGGACAAAUUUGCAGCGAUGAAGACUGAUGAGGAUCAGUUUUGUUUGGACAACUACAGAAGAGCUGAAGACAGGAUUGGGCCGAACUGUGAAGACUCACCUCAGACGAGUUUAACAGACGGACAGAGCCCAGACAUGCAGCCGGCCGAGAAAAUCUCUGCCUUGAAGUACAGAAGAUGCAGCUCUCCCAGGUCUCGUCUCGGUGGAGUGAAAGCUCGUCACAAAAGGCAGGUACUCCAGGACAUGGCUCGGCCGCUGAAACAUUGGCUGUACAAGCACCGGGACAACCCUUACCCAACAAAAACCGAGAAGGUUCUUCUCGCUCUGGGUUCACACAUGACACUAGUGCAGGUUUCCAACUGGUUUGCAAAUGCCCGGCGAAGGCUGAAGAACACAGUGAGGCAGCCAGACCUGAGCUGGGCGCUGAGGAUCAAGCUCUACAAUAAAUACAUCCAGGGAAACGCUGAGAGGCUGAGUGUGUGCAGUGACGAUACAAACUCGGACGACGAAGAGUGCACCCUACCGAAUCCAAUCGCCCAAUCAAACUUUGGCGGCUCGUCUUACCGCCGAAGUCUGCUUGAGAAACAGGCCAGCGUCCUCGCUGGGGCGGACUGCUCCAACGAAGAUGACGGCACGUCUCCUCCAUCCAAGUACAAGAGCAGCUUGCUGAACCGCUACCUGAACGACACCCUGCGACACAUGAUGGCGGCAAAGGCUGACGCCAUUGCCUCCGCUCGCGGGAAGAGAUGCCUUUCCCAAUCGUUCAGCUCCAACGAAUGCGAUCGAGAUGUUGUCUCGCCGGAUUUUUCCUCCGAAGCAGAGGCUAACUUCAUCUACAGCAUGGAUACAACUGACAACACUUCAGUUAAAAGUUGCAGGGGCCAGCUGCAAAGCCGAAACCCACCGAGAAAAGACGGCCAGGGCUGGAGGGAAAUCCACGCCGCCGUGGCUCUCACCAGCCUGGCCCAGGGCAAGAGCUGCAAGGCGGCGCAGAGGGCUGACCCGACACCCGGCGCCGCCACGGGGCAGAGCUGCACCGCGGAGCCCUUCAACGUAGCGAAAGCCAGCCUCACGGGGAGGCUGUGUGUGACGGGAGCCGUGACGGCCCUGAAGCAGAGCGCCGGGGCCGCCCUCACCAGCCGCAUCAUCCAGAAAUCGUCUCACAUCUCCGAGGUCCAGACUGUCAAAGCCCCCCUGGCAAACACCGGGUAGGCACUGAACGCCGUGUUCCACUCGCCGCCAGCCAAGAGUGCCUUGUAGUGUACACAGUGUACAGGCCUAACGUUUUACACCUUUCUAAUUAUGUUAUAUACUGUAACAUCUAAUUAGUACCCAGAAGAGUGAAUCCAAAUAAUGUCUGCUUGCUUUGCUACGCCCUGCGUCACCCUCGUUUUCCAUAACUUAUAAGAACUGUCAGGACACCGGAGAAUCCUCCCAUGAUGAAGUUUUACAGCAGCCGUUUGAAUAAAGCCAAUGUGAAA
Messenger RNA from Poecilia latipinna (sailfin molly), 4063 nucleotides. Its product is annotated as homeobox protein Mohawk-like. NCBI's taxonomy places the organism in Eukaryota, Metazoa, Chordata, Actinopteri, Cyprinodontiformes, Poeciliidae. Gene Ontology annotation, biological process: muscle organ development; cell development; regulation of transcription by RNA polymerase II. The record is from RefSeq and is a predicted model, not a curated record. Gene Ontology annotation, cellular component: nucleus. The transcript is spliced from 6 exons. Gene Ontology annotation, molecular function: DNA-binding transcription factor activity, RNA polymerase II-specific; RNA polymerase II cis-regulatory region sequence-specific DNA binding. Bases 2583 to 3794 code for a protein of 403 amino acids.